Molecule: messenger RNA, 6678 nt
Organism: Cavia porcellus (domestic guinea pig)
Lineage: Eukaryota; Metazoa; Chordata; Mammalia; Rodentia; Caviidae
Gene: Fndc1
Product: fibronectin type III domain containing 1
Exons: 23
Coding region: 242-6016 (1924 amino acids)
Molecular function (GO): protein binding
Source: RefSeq, a predicted model, not a curated record
GAAGGGGGCGCCCGAGCGCGGCAAAAAAGGCGCCGCGAGCUGCUCCGGCCCCAGUGGCGGAGCGCUGCGGCCGCGCGGCCACGAGCAAUCGCCACACUGCUGCCGCCACCGCGCACUGCGCACAGCGCGAAGACCGGACGCGAGGCGGAGGGGACCCAGUGGCGGUGCCUCUGCGCUCCCGCGAUUCCGGCCAGACUCUGCCAACCCUCUGCGCCCGGUGCCCGCGCACCGCAGGCUCCCGAUGGCCCCCGACGCCGGUGCGCCCCCGCGCGCACUGCGCCCGCUGCCCUGGGCGGCGCUGCUGCUCCUGGCCUUGCUGCUCCCGGUCGCCGCCUCGGCGGGGGACCCAGUUGACCACCCACUGAAGCCAAGGCACGUGAAACUGCUGUCCACUAAAAUGGGCCUGAAAGUCACAUGGGACCCACCCAAAGAUGCUACCAGUAGACCUGUGGAGCAUUACAACAUUGCCUAUGGGAAGUCACUGAAAAGUCUUAAGUACAUCAAAGUGAAUGCGGAGACAUACUCUUUCCUUAUUGAGGAUGUGGAGCCGGGGGUAGUGUACUUUGUGCUGGUUACUGCAGAAAACCACAAUGGAAUGAGCCGUCCAGUUUACAGAGCUGAAAGUCCACCUGGAGGUGAAUGGAUCAAGAUUGAUGGUUUUCCCAUUAAGGGUCCAGAACCAUUUAAUGAAACCGUCACAGAAAAGGAAGUGCCCAACAAGCCCUUGCGUGUGCGCGUCCGGUCCUCAGACGACAGGCUGUCCAUUGCAUGGAAGGCACCACGCCUGUCAGGAGCCAAAAGUCCACGCAGAUCUCGGGGUUUUCUUCUGGGCUAUGGAGAGAAUGGUCGGAAGAUGAAUUACGUUCCACUGACAAGAGAUCAGCGCACCCAUGAAAUUAAAAAGCUGGCCUCGGAGUCAGUGUACGUGGUCUCUCUGCAGUCUAUGAAUUCCCACGGGCAGAGUCAGCCGGUCUACAGGGCAGCUCUUACAAAACGCAAGAUUUCAGAAGAGGAUGAACUGGAUGUACCUAAAGACAUCAGUGUCCGAGUUAUGUCAUCACAAUCUGUGCUUGUGGCCUGGGUGGAUCCUGCUGUGGAAAAACAAAAGAAAGUCGUUGCAUCAAGACAGUACACCGUGCGCUAUCGAGAGAAGGGGGAAUCAGCCAGGUGGGAUUACAAGCAGAUUGGGCACAGGCGUGUGAUGAUCGAGAACUUGAUGCCAGACACUGUGUAUGAAUUUGCAGUCCGUAUUUCACAGGGUGAAAGAGAUGGCAAAUGGAGUACAUCAGUCUUCCAGAGGACGCCAGAGUCUGCUCCUACCACAGCUCCUGAAAACCUGAAUGUCUGGCCAGUCAAUGGCAAACCGACAGUUGUCACUGUAUCUUGGGAUCCACUGCCAGAAACUGAAGGGAAAGUGAAAGAAUACAUUCUUUCAUAUGCCCCGGCUCUCAAACCGUUUGGAGCAAAGUCCCUCACCUACUCUGGACACACUACUUCUGCCCUCGUGGAUGGUCUGCAGCCUGGGGAACGCUAUCUGUUCAAAAUCCGGGCCGCAAACAGGAGAGGUCCAGGGCCACACUCCAAAGCCUUCGUUGUCGCAAUGCCAACAACCAGUACCAUUGAGCCUAAAGUUCAGCAGAACACAGAGGAUCGUUGGAAAUCUGAGAAACCAGAACCUUCCUCCCCUUCUCCCAAAGCUCCAGCUUCCUCAGAACAUACUCAUUUUCCUGAUUCUCUCCUGGGCAGAAAUGUCAAGGACCCUCUCCUUGACCUGAAGAACAAAAUACUGGCCAAUGGUGGGAUGCCUAGAAAACCCCAGCUUCAUCCCAAGAAGGCUGAGGAGUUAGAUGCUCAGUUUGUGGAAGUCACUGAUGAGGAGGAGCAGGAUUCCUUGGAGAAUCCACACACAGCAAACUCUGACGCUCAAGACCAGAGGCGAAUCUCGAGGCUACCAAGCAGAUCUGGCCACUGGAUCCCAGCCCCUGGCAAGCCUCCAUUGAGGGCCCGACCAGUGUUGCCCCCAAAAGAAGGCAUGGGUAGGCGUGUCCCCUCACGGAUUGCCAACCCUCGCCCAGGGGCAACUUCCUCUGAGGAGGCCUCUCCUGCCCACCAUGCAGCUACCCAGGGCCCUUCUCCACACUCAAAAGAAGGGCCCUCUGUCAGUUCCAUUGACAAUGACUCUGUGGACCAAGAUGAGGAGGAGCAAGCUACAACAUUCCCGCACUCCAAGGCCAUUGUUUCCCAGAAACUUCCUCCUAAGACUUCCUCUCAAUUCAGGCCAUCCCUGUCCUCCAGCAGUGAGGCGACCUCCAGUGACACAAGGUUCACACACCAUGGUGCAAAGCCAGCUUUGCCUGCAGGCAGAAGACCCCAUUCUGGAGCUAUGGAGAAGGAUUCCAGCACCCCUUCUCCAUCCUCGAGACUUUCUCCACCCCUCAGGGGGUCUUCUCGGCUGCUGCCCAUUCAGCCACACCCUGGCCCUCCACUCUCUAGAGGCUGGAAGGAUGGCCACUCCCAGACUGCCAACUCCCACACACCUUCAAAGUCUACUGUGUCUACCCCAGUCUCUUCUCACCUCUCUUCCAGGACACAGGUCUCUGAGGAAGGGGAUACUUCUGAUGGCAGAGACCACAGAGACAGGGAUUUGGAAGACCCUGGGAGGGAGACUGAGGCCACUGUCCACUCUCAAAGGGUCCGACCAGCCUCUGGACACAUCGGUUUGCUCAGAAACAGGCCCUUUGCUGCCAAUGGCAGGUUUCCAAAUAGAUUCUCCAAUGGCCGGGGUCCACGGGUGCAGCCCUCCAGCUCCCCCCAGUCCACUUCGGCCUCCCGAGUUCUCCCCAGGGUCCAUUCCCAGUCAACUCCCCAUCCUAGGCUUGGCUCAGGUAUUCAUGAAGACGGGGAGACUGAGAAGCCACUUCCUGCCACUGUGGUCAAUGACCACAGGACUUCCUCACCCAGGCAGCCCCUCUCUGGAGGCUGGGACUCUUCAAGGAGAAGCCCCCAAAAAGGGGCCAGCCUGUACAGGAAAGAGCCUGUCCCAGAGCACCCCAAAUCUGCUGGAACAGAUGUACAUCCUUUGGACAAAUCUCCUUCCCUGACCCCCAGGGCACAGGACGUUCAACAGGGUGCAGAUUUGGAGGUGGAGGAGCAUUUUCCCAAAACUCAGCUAGUGUCCACGGGACGCCAACUGUCCCCUCCCCGUCCUCCAGUGGCAAGGACUCAGCCCUAUCCUGGGAUCAAUGUACCAAGGAGGAUGGCACCUGGCCGCGUCCCACAAAAUCAGCCACUUGCACCUGUCUCCUCAUCCCAGCACCAGCAUUCGGGCAGCCCCCAGAGCCAGGAUGCUGAUAGGUCACUUUCACAGCCUAAACUUGCUCUGGCUCCAGCUGGGCGUCCUCGCCCCACGACACAGGGCAUCGCCCAAUCCUUGGACCCGUUAGCAGGGAGCUCAGGAGAGGUACUUCGCCCGGCUCGCCAGGGCCAGGACAAGGAUUCCCAGAGCAGAUACGAGGACAACAGUACAGAAGUUGAGGCCCCGGAUGUCCAAGACCCCAUGCACACCUCCCGCGCCAAGGAUGCCACCCCAUCCCUAUCAAAGUACCAUCAGGUCGCUUCUCCUGCAGGGACCGGCGAAGAGAGACCUCAGCGUGGCCAUGCAGGGGCGUCCCCGAGAUCUAGUAGGCCUGGCAAUUCCCAGCCUCGUACCCGGAUCCCAGGCAGGGCCGGGGUGCAGGCCACACCAGGAAAGCAAUCUGCUUAUAAGAGGCCUCUACCCUCCAAAUCUCUGCAGUCAGUCUCCACCGAGGAGGAGGAGGAGGACGCGGAAUUUUUAAAAGGAGGCAAAGAGGACCCUCUGUCUUCCUCUGUUCCAAAAUGGUCUUCUUCCUCCACCCCCAGGGGCAGUAAAUACCCAGAUGGGACCCUCACCAAGGACAGGACUGCCAUUGUACUGGCGCCCAGAGGAGAGAGUUCCGCGCAGGAAGAGAGCACCAACCAGGGGAAGCAAUCUCCCUAUGCACCUCCAGGCAGCCUCCCAAGAGCCUCACACCUCCCUACCCGACACCCUCCUCGAAGCCCCGCCACCCAAAGUUCCAUCCUGAGCACCUCUUCCUGGCCGCAGUAUACUACUCGCGCCCCUCCAAGUUACUACUCCACCACACCAAUGCUCUCCUUGCGACAGAGGAUGCAGCGCAGAUUUCGCAUUCCUGGCUCACGCCAGCCUGCAAAGCCCUCUUAUGCACAAGGUUAUAACGGCAGACCCAAUGUAGAAGGGAAAGUUCUUACUGGUAGUAAUGGGAAACCGAAUGGACAAAGGAUUAUCAAUGGCCCUCAAGGAACAAAGUGGGUUGUGGAUUUUGAUCGUGGGUUAGUGUUGAAUGCAGAAGGGAGGUACCUCCAAGAUUCACAUGGAAAUCCUCUCCGAGUGAAACUGGGAGGAGAUGGUCGUACCAUUGUGGAUCUGGGAGGAACACCUGUGAUCAGUCCUGAUGGUCUCCCCCUCUUUGGGCAGGGGCGUCAUGGCAAACCCCUGGCCAGUGCCCCAGAAAAGCCCAUCUUGAGCCUUGGAGGGAAACCUCUGGUGGGCCUGGAGGUCAUCAAAACAACCACCCUUCCCCCCACCACAACCAUGCGGUCCACCACAACUACGACAAUUGCGCCUACCACUACCACUCCUCGGCCCACAAGGGCCACCACCCGCCGCAUGACCAUCACCCGCCGCGUGACCACAACCACACGCCCAACAACCACAAUCCGAACUACUAUGCGGACAACUACCACCACCACCCCUGAACCCACCACCCCCAUUCCCACCUGUCCCCCUGGGAUGCUGGGACAUCUUGAUGAUGGUGGCAACCUGAUAAUGGGCUCUAAUGGCAUCCCAGAGUGCUACCCUGAAGAAGAUGAAUUCUCAGGCAUGGAGACAGACACAGCUAUACCCACAGAGGAGCCCUAUGUCAUCUAUGAUGAAGACUAUGAAUUUGAGAGCACAAGACCACCAACUACUACCAAGCCCACCACCACGCCCACCACCACGCCCACCACCACGCCCAUCACCACGCCCACCACCACUGCCGCUGCACUGGAGGUCAUCCCCGAGGAAGGCUCCAUCAGUUCUUUUCCUGAAGAAGAAUUUGAUAUGGCUGGGAAGAAACGAUUUGUUGCUCCUUAUGUAACAUACCUGAAUAAAGAUCCAUCAGCUCCAUGCUCUCUGACUGAUGCGCUGGACCACUUCCAAGUAGAUACCCUGGAUGAAAUCAUUCCGAAUGACUUGAGGAAAAGUGACCUGCCUCCUCAGCAUGUCCCACGGAACAUCACUGUGGUUGCUAUGGAAGGCUGCCACUCAUUUGUCAUUGUGGACUGGGACAAAGCCACCCCUGGGGAUGUGGUAACAGGGUACCUGGUCUAUAGUGCAUCCUAUGAAGACUUCAUCAGGAACAAGUGGUCCACUCAAGCUUCAACAGUAACACAUUUGCCCAUUGAGAACCUGAAGCCAAACACACGGUAUUACUUUAAAGUUCAAGCCAAAAAUCCUCAUGGCUAUGGACCUAUGAGCUCUUCAGUUUCAUUUGUCACAGAAUCAGACAAUCCUCUCCUUGUUGUGAGGCCUCCAGGUGGUGAGCCCAUCUGGAUCCCAUUUGCUUUCAAACAUGACCCUGGAUACACAGACUGCCAUGGCCGGCAAUAUGUGAAACGGACGUGGUAUAAAAAGUUUGUGGGAGUUGUUCUUUGUAAUUCUCUGAGGUACAAAAUCUACCUCAGUGACAACCUGAAAGAUACAUUCUACAGCAUUGGAGACAGCUGGGGGAGAGGUGAAGACCAUUGCCAAUUUGUAGAUUCUCAUCUUGAUGGGAGAACAGGGCCUCAGUCUUAUAUAGAAGGCCUCCCUAAGAUUCCAGGUUACUACCGCCAGUAUCGCCAAGAGCCUGUCAGCUUUGGUCACAUUGGUUUUGGCACCCCCUACUACUACGUGGGCUGGUAUGAGUGUGGAGUCUCCAUCCCAGGAAAGUGGUGACCACCGGACCAACCAUUGCACUGCAAGUUUGCCUGCUCAGCCUGAUCAACUGACUCACAAUAGGGGCUGUGAACAGGAGAGAAAUGGUACCCAAUUCCCACUGCAUCUGAGUGUCAGGAAGCCCACGUGAUAGACACUGAACAUUGUGGUCAUCCUCAGUCUGGAAUCCAGCCCCAUAUUUGGCAUGGAACAUGAACAGAAUGGGAAUCAGUCUUGCUAAAACUUCAAUUUUCACGUUCUUUGUACUAGCACAACCCAGGGACAUCAGAAGCCAGCAACUGUGCUAGUAUGACCUCCAGACAAUUAAGGCACAGUAUUCAGACACUCCAGAAUCUCCAGGGAACGACAUAUGCAUUAUGUGCUUGCUUCAUAGAAUGCUUUCUGUUUUUCUCAUUUUUAAUUCAUCCAAAACCAGCUGAAUUUAAGCUUCAGAUCUUUUUGUACGCAGAACUGAGUAAAAAAAAAUACACUUCCCAAGGAAAUAUAUCUUCUUAGAGAUGUAUUCUACGGACUCACACAAUGCUAGACUAAAUGCAUAAAAUCUUAUUUGUAAAUUCUCAACUUUGAUAUAUAUAUAUAUGUAUAUAGGCGUAUACAUAUCCACACUUGUCUGCAAGAACAUCGAUUAAAAAUGCUAAAUUUGUACUUGUUCACUAGAUAAA